AUGAGUCACGAGACGGUCGGCACCUUGCUGGCCGUCAUCGCCAACAGCCUCAAUGACGCCCUACGGGCCAUGAUGCUUGCCGACAAGCGCGCCUGGGCCCGCGACGAGUUUGAGCAGCUCCGCCAGCUCGAGGAAACGCUCGACCUUGCCAAGAAGGACUUCCAGGAGCUACCCGCGCUGGUCAAUGGGCAGCUGUACUACGAGAAUGACCGGACAGGCGAAUCGCUCGAGGACCUGCGCGUGCUGUGCACACGAUUCGAGCUGCACGCUCGCACAUUCAAGGAUUGGCUGAGGAUGGGAGGCCCCGUGGACCCGACAUGGGCGAUCGAGACGAAGAAGCUGCGGCGAGAGCUGCACCGCGCGCAGUGCCGGGCCGUCAAGCGGAUACACGCAACACAACAACAGACGAGGGGCCGCUGUCUGGGGGCGCAGCACGUGUACAAGAUCCAGCAGCAGCAGAAGCGGCAACCUUUAGAUGCCGUGGACCAGCAGCAAAGGGAGCAGCAGCGGUUGGAGGAGACUGCGGCGUGCAACCAGACGGGCGCUUUUGAGCGGUUCGGCGACACGGACGUGGCAUUUGUGUGCGACUUCUGUGAUGGGUACAUUGUCUGGGAGGACCUGCGCGAGAUGCCGGCCACGAGAACGUACCUCGACGAUGCUAGUGCGUAUCAGGGACCUGGAGGCGGGGAUGAGCUAGAGCCAAUGAGUGCGACGGCGAUCGGUCACCUCGCCCCGGCGUCGACAUGGCCGAGUCAAACGAUGCCCUUUGGUGCAGGCAUGGGCCUGGACUCACUGGCCAACGGCACACCCUCCCGGAAAUCCACCGGGACGGCAACCAUAACGGACGUGUCGCCGCGCGACAGCACAGACGACAGCUACGCCGCAGCCCAGCGACAAUGGCAGGCUCUAGGCUACUCAAAGAUCACCGGAGCAGAGAAGCCCAUCGUGUUCGCCCCGCUCGCCAUCGCGAACCACAUCCCGCCCGACUCGCGGGACUGGCAGGCCGGCCUGCUCUGCCCGUUCUGCGACGACUACUACUACGUCGAGCAGGGGGACCCGGACGCGGACCAGAUCAAGUACGUCCAGAACGAGAACGGAUUCGAGGACCUCGGUGCGCUCAAGGAGCAUCUCGAGUGGUACCACGCGCCCAUGGUGUCAACGGGGAGCUCGAGCUGCAGCGUCAUGUGA
Molecule: messenger RNA, 1188 nt
Organism: Microdochium trichocladiopsis
Lineage: Eukaryota; Fungi; Ascomycota; Sordariomycetes; Xylariales; Microdochiaceae
Exons: 2
Coding region: 1-1188 (395 amino acids)
Source: RefSeq, a predicted model, not a curated record